CUCCAAGUAUUUCAAGUAAAGUUGAUAUUUUAAAAAACCAACGAAAAGAUGAUGUAUUAAUGAAACAACAACGAGAAAUUGUACAAAGAGACAUAUCUGCUUCUUCUUCUUCUCAAAGCGAUCAUAGCCAUAUUAUGAAUGAAUUAGAUAAAAUCAUCGUCAAACAUAAUGAUGAUGUCAUAAGGCAUGGUGGUAUAAUGGCCAGGCAAAAUAGUACCACUUUAGAAAAUGAACAAAAUUUAAAAAUUUUUAGAAAAAGUAGUAUGAAAAAAAAUAAGAACAAUAGAAAUGAUACCGUAAGUUGGCAUAGAUUCGGAAGUGGUCCAAAUAAUCGUGCUUCAAUAAGAGGAUUAUUACAAAGAGUUGAAAAAGUUGAUGAAAGUCCUCCCCCUGGUGGGAAUGAGUCCUAUCCUUAUCUAUAA
This is a messenger RNA of Racocetra persica, 422 nucleotides long. The record is from the annotation of a GenBank genome assembly. Lineage: Eukaryota; Fungi; Glomeromycota; Glomeromycetes; Diversisporales; Gigasporaceae.